Molecule: messenger RNA, 2997 nt
Organism: Labrus bergylta (ballan wrasse)
Lineage: Eukaryota; Metazoa; Chordata; Actinopteri; Labriformes; Labridae
Gene: eya4
Product: EYA transcriptional coactivator and phosphatase 4
Biological process (GO): positive regulation of DNA repair; multicellular organism development; cell differentiation
Cellular component (GO): nucleus
Molecular function (GO): protein tyrosine phosphatase activity
Source: RefSeq, a predicted model, not a curated record
UGAAGUUUAGUGUAAUGCGUGUGAAACAGCCUGGUGAUCAAAGUUGGACGCGAAGUGAAAAUAAUACAGUUUCCCGCUGAAGUGAGCGGACAGGUCACCGAGACAGACACACUCGGGACUCGUCUUUGAGUUUUUUUAACGUGUUAAAUCGAGUGUGAAUGACUCUUCUGGCUUUGUUUUUGGACUCCGGCUCGUAAUGGGCAACAGUGGCUGAAGUGUUUUGAUCCAGUCAGUGACAGGCUGCAGACAGCAGGGAGAGCUGUGCUGAGACCACUCUGUGUUUGAUUAUGAAAGUUAGUGAGGAGUGAAGGAAAUCUGGGAGCUUUGUUGGGACGAAAAUAACCUGAUACAGCAGUGUGUGUCGGAGGACAAUCCAAACAGCCAUGGAGGCCUCACAGGACCUCAGCGAACAGAUGGUGAAGAAAUCACACAGUGAAUCUCAUGUUCCAGACCCUUCGGACACCAGGUCUAUGGAAAUGCAGGACCUAGCCAGUCCUCAUAACCGUGUGGAAGGUGGAGAUUCAACAGGCUCAAAGCUGGACAAGAACAACCUUGGCAGCCCCUCCAUCACCACCAAUGGGACAGGAGGUGAAAACAUGACAGUUUUAAACACGGCUGAUUGGCUGUUGGGCUGCAGCAGCCCGCCUCCUGCCCCGGGCUCCAAGGACUAUGUGAAAUCAGAGCCUAUGAACAGCAGCGACACAGUCACCACAACAGGCGACACAGUAUUGGACACAUACACAGGCUCAGUCAUCACCAGCAGUGGAUACAGCCCUCGUUCGGCCAGCCAGUACUCCCCUCCGCUCUACCCGUCCAAGCCAUACCCUCACAUCCUCUCCACACCGGCAGCUCCUCCCAUGCCCACAUACGCCGGUCAGCCCCAGUUUGGCAGCAUGCAGCAGUCCACCGUCUACACGGCGUACUCCCAGACAGGACAGGCGUAUGGUCUGUCCACCUAUGACCUGGGCGUAAUGCUGCCGGGCAUUAAGACAGAGAGCGGCCUGGCUCAGAGUCAGUCUCCUCUGCAGACGGGCCUCAGCUACAGCCCAGGCUUCACCACACCUCAGCCCGGACAAACUGCGUACUCGCCCUACCAGAUGCCAGGUUCCAGUUUCACUCCUUCCUCAGGCCUCUACGCCACCAACAACUCAGUGUCCAACCCCGCCAACUACACUGCCACACAGCAGGAAUAUCCCUCAUAUACGACGUUCGGCCAAAACCAGUACGCCCAGUAUUAUUCCGCCUCCACUUAUGGGACUUAUAUGACCUCAAACAGUGUGGACGGCACAGGUUCCACAGCAGCCUACCAGCUGCAAGAUCCAGCUCCGGCCAUGACCGGACAGGCUGCUGAACUCCACCCAGGGGACUUUGACACAGUACAGAGCCCCUCCACGCCCAUCAAAGAGCUGGACGACCGGGCCUGCAGGAGCGGGGGAUCCAAGUCUCGAGGCAGGGGUCGCAAGAACAACCCGUCCCCUCCACCUGAUAGUGACCUGGAGAGGGUGUUUGUGUGGGACCUGGACGAGACGAUCAUCGUCUUCCAUUCACUGCUCACUGGCUCGUACGCACAGAAAUAUGGAAAGGACCCUCCUAUGGCAGUAACGCUGGGUCUGAGGAUGGAGGAGAUGAUCUUCAACUUGGCUGACACACACUUAUUCUUUAAUGACCUGGAGGAGUGUGACCAGGUACAUAUUGAUGAUGUUUCAUCUGACGACAAUGGCCAGGACUUAGGUACUUACAGUUUUGCAACUGAUGGCUUCCAUGCAGCUGCAACCAGCGCCAACCUGUGCCUGGCUACGGGCGUCCGCGGCGGGGUCGACUGGAUGAGGAAGCUGGCCUUCCGCUACAGACGAGUCAAAGAGUUGUAUAGCACGUACAAAAACAAUGUGGGGGGUCUGCUGGGUCCUGCUAAAAGAGACGCCUGGCUGCAGCUCAGAGCAGAGGUGGAGGCUUUGACCGACUCCUGGCUGACCCAUGCGUUAAAGUCCCUGUCCAUUAUCAGCUCCAGGAGUAACUGUGUAAACGUGAUGGUGACCACGACGCAGCUCAUACCAGCGCUGGCUAAAGUUCUCUUAUACAGUCUGGGAUCUGUUUUCCCCAUCGAGAACAUCUACAGUGCAACAAAAAUAGGCAAAGAGAGCUGUUUUGAGCGUAUAGUCUCCCGCUUUGGCACUAACAUUACGUAUGUUGUGAUUGGCGAUGGGAAGGAUGAAGAGCAUGCGGCUGGCCAGCACAACAUGCCUUUCUGGAGGAUAUCCAGUCACUCUGACCUGCUGGCACUACACCAAGCACUGGAGUUUGAGUACCUGUAACUACUUUAGCAAUAUGGACUCAUGCAAUGUUACCCUGGACGUGGUCAGCCAGGCGGCCCCCUUCUUUUGUAUAACUAUUUAAGAACAAACAAUACACUGCAACUGUUUUUGUGAUUUUUUUUUUUUUUUUUUCUUCUUUUGGUCUUGUUUUUUUGAACCUCUGGAUUUACAAACUCUGAAUGGUCUUAAGAAGCAAAGUAGAGGUGAAAGAUGAAGAAAAAGACUUUGGGAGGGCAAAAGAGAUGAUUACCCGACUCAGCCCACCUUGGUCCUGAUGCUGGGAAUGGGCCGCUGUGAAAACGUACCCUCCUUGCAGCUGUAGCAGACUAAAAGCCUGAAAACGGCUGAAACCCUUCCUGGCCCAGGAGGACGUUUGAUUUGUUCUGGAGAAUAAAUGAUCUUCAAAAAAAUGAAGGCCUCUCUGUACAGGCAGCAUCGUGUGCGAGGAGAACGGCUGCUUUUUUAUUUAGUGUUUUCUUCCUGAUGGUAUAAUCACGACACAUCAAUGCAGUCUGUGGCAAAACUUGUGUAAAUUAUUUACAAUAAACUUAAAGGGCAGUGGCAGAUAUUAUGUCCAAGAGGUGGAAACUAUACUUUUAGUGUCUUUUUUUUUUUUUGUUCUCUGGAUUUUUGUAAUUUUGGGUGGGGGGAUGGAGAAUGUGCAUCAUGAUGUGUUGUGCCUUAA